UAAUUUUUUCACAAGCUACUUAAAGUAUAAUUUAUAUAAAACACGUAUUGUUCAAACUAAAAGGAAAUGGCUGCUUUUGAAGAAAUGGGUGUUUUACCUGAAAUUACUAGGGCUCUCGAUGAAAUGGAAUGGGUGCUUCCUACAGAUGUGCAAGCAGAAGCAAUUCCAUUAAUUCUUGGAGGAGGUGAUGUAUUAAUGGCUGCAGAAACUGGUAAUGGAAAAACUGGAGCCUUCUGUAUUCCAGUAUUACAACUGGUACUGGAAACUUUGAAGAACAAACAGCUUCCAAAAUUAACAGAUGAAAUUUCAUCAACUUGGAUUUUAAAUGGAUCCGAUAGUACUAAUGCUUGUUAUAUAAUUGGCAAUGGUCUUCUUUGUCACAGUCAACAUCAAAAGGAAUGGCAUGGAUGUCGAGCUAAUAAAGGUAUUCAAGGAAGUGGAAAAUAUUACUAUGAAAUUAUUGUGAAGUCUGAGGGAUUGUGCAGAGUUGGAUGGUCAACUCCUCAGGCAGCUUUAAACUUGGGUACAGAUAUAUUUGGAUGGGGCUAUGGUGGAACAGGAAAGAAAAGUAAUGGAAAUAAAUUUAUUGAGUAUGGUGAAUCUUUUAGUAUACAUGAUGCUAUUAGCUGUACUAUUGACUUAGAUAAUGGAGAAAUAAGUUUUUGGAAAAAUGGAGUAGAUCUAGGCACAGCUUUUUAUCUAAAUUCUAAAGAAAAGUUAGAAACUUUUUUACCUGCUGUGGUUAUGAAGAAUGUAAAAAUAUCCAUUAAUUUUGGAACACAACCAUUUAAAUAUCCUCUUUCAUCUGAUUACGUUGCAAUUUGUAAUGCAUCAGAAAAUUAUGUUGUAAACAGUUCUUUAAACAAAAGUGAAACUGUAAGUACUGCGAAGCAAAUUAAAAAUGGUCCUCUAGCUAUUAUAAUAGAACCGAAUCUUGAACUUGCCGAACAAACAUAUAAUCAAAUUGAAAAGUUUAAAAAAUACAUAAAAAAUCCUGAAAUAAAAAACCUACUAUUAGUUGGCGGAGAGAGUAUCAAAGUUCAUAAAACUGCUUUAAAUCAUGGAGUAGACAUUGUUGUUGGAACUCCAGGAAGAUUAGAAGCACUAGUGGAAAAUGGAUAUUUAUCAUUGAACCAAUGCAAAUAUUUUAUAUUAGACGAAGCAGAUGGAUUAUUAAAACAAAAUUAUGAAAACUUAAUUAACAAGUUACAUAGACUUAUGAUUAAUGUGAGAAGUGAUGAAACAAGGUUGCAAAUGGUAGUUUGUUCAGCUAGUUUGCAUGCUAUUGAAGUAAAAAAUAUGGCCGAACGUUUGAUGCAUUUUCCAGUAUGGAUCGAUUUAAGAGGAGAAGAUGUAAUUCCAGAAACAGUACAUCAUGUUGUAGUAAUAGUUGAUCCUCGAAAAGAUAAUUUGUGGCAAAAAUUAAGAAGACACAUUACAACUGAUGGUGUACAUAAUAAUGAUAACAUUGAAAAUGGAAAUACAGCUGAGGCUCUAUCAGAAGCAGUUAAAAUACUAAAAGGAGAAUACUGUCUUAGAGCUAUAAAAGAACAUAAAAUGGAUAGUGCUAUGAUUUUCUGUAGAACAAAACUCGAUUGUGAUAAUUUAGAAUCUUAUUUAAAUCUAACCGGUGAUAAAGAAUUAACUUGUGUUUGUUUACAUAGUGAUCGUAAGCCAAUUGAACGUAAAAAUAAUUUGAACAGAUUUAAGCAGAAAGAAGUCAAAUUUUUAAUUUGUACCGAUGUAGCAGCAAGAGGAUUAGAUGUUAUUAACUUACCUUUUAUUAUUAAUAUAACUCUACCUGAUGACAAGACAAACUAUCUUCAUCGUAUUGGACGAGUUGGAAGAGCUGAAAGAAUGGGUUUAGCUAUUUCUUUAGUGGCUAAUGUUCCAGAAAAAGUAUGGUAUCAUGGUAAUUGGUGUUUAUCUAGAGGUCGUAAUUGUAAUCAAACAAAUCUGUUGAACCAACGUGGAUGUUGCAUUUGGUACAAUGAACAGAGGUUAUUAGCAGAUAUAGAAGAUCACUUAAAUAUAACAAUUCAACAAAUAGAAAAUGAUAUUAAGGUACCAAUAAAUGAUUUUGACGGUAAAGUUACAUAUGGUGAAAAGCAAAUAGGAGCAGUAUCAAAUUAUGAACAUCAUGUCGAAGAAAUGGCUCCAAUAGCAACAACAUUAGCAACUCUUGAAUCUCAAGCACAGAUUAUUUAUUUAAGAAGGCGCCAAACUAUUCGAUAAAUGUAAUUUACCAAAAACUUAACAACAAUUGUGUAGGUUUUUUCAUUAUCAGUUUUUUUUUUAUAAUCACACCUAGCAAUAAAAUAUUUAGC
Messenger RNA from Ceratosolen solmsi marchali, 2327 nucleotides. It is a transcript of the gene Ddx1, whose product is annotated as ATP-dependent RNA helicase Ddx1. The coding region runs from base 67 to 2235 and encodes 722 amino acids. The record is from RefSeq and is a predicted model, not a curated record. The transcript has 12 exons. Gene Ontology annotation, molecular function: ATP binding; nucleic acid binding; RNA helicase activity. NCBI's taxonomy places the organism in Eukaryota, Metazoa, Arthropoda, Insecta, Hymenoptera, Agaonidae.